This is a messenger RNA of Daphnia carinata, 1890 nucleotides long. RefSeq names its product shematrin-like protein 1. NCBI's taxonomy places the organism in Eukaryota, Metazoa, Arthropoda, Branchiopoda, Diplostraca, Daphniidae. The transcript has 3 exons. The record is from RefSeq and is a predicted model, not a curated record. The coding region runs from base 85 to 1839 and encodes 584 amino acids.
CCCACCUGGCCUCCCUACCUCUCGAACGGUAGUAGACCUAUAAAAGGUGACACAUUGCUCUCGUUCAGCACCGACUCACUCACAAUGAUUCGUCUAAGCAAGAUCAACUCUCAAGUUCUCUUCUCGUUUGGGGUGCUGGCCUUACUUCUAGCCGCAUGCAAGACGAAUGGAGCGAGCGUGGCGGUCGAUUCUAAAGAUUCCAAUGUUAAAGUAACCGAAUCUUACAAGGAAUCUGCUAAGGAGACAUCUUACAGUGACGACCAGCUAAAACCUCGUAUUGGUCUGUACACGCAAAAAAUUGAUCCUUAUGGUACACUUGGACCCAUUGGAGGCAAUCAGGCUUUCGUCUUGACUUCGCUGAAUAGCUACGGUAGUUACGGUCCUUCCGGCAGUAGCUAUGGUGGCCAACAGGCUGGCUCUUAUGGUGCGACUCCACUGCCUUACAUCGUGACUGGCAAUUACGGUGGAAAUGUUUACGGCUCUGCCUAUUCUGGAGAAUCAGCUUACAGCCCUGCUGCCUAUGGUGCUGCCUCUGGGAGCUAUAGUACCACCGCUGCUCCUUCAUACGGAUCUGGGUCUUCGAAUUACGGCACAACGGCAUCGUAUGGUGUAACCCAGGCUCCGGCUUAUGGCGGAUCAGCUUACGGCGUCACUCAGGCAUCAGCUUAUGGAGCUUCAUCUUACGCCGGAUCAGCUUAUGGUGUCACUCCAGCUCCUAUGUAUGGUGGUUCUGCUUAUGGCGCAACAUAUGGCCCCAGUUAUGGUAUGGGAAACUCGUAUGGAGCAGCUUACGGCGUCACGCCGGCCCCUACCUACGGAGGAGCUGCUUACGGUGUCACCCAGGCUUACGGAAACAUGGCAUCUUCCUAUAGCGGAGCUGCUUAUGGUGUUACUCCAGCCCCUGCUUACACAAUGGCGUCAUCGUACGGUGGAGCAUACCACGUUACUCCGGCCACAUCUUACGGCAUGGGUUCCUUCUAUGGUGGAUCUGCUUAUGCUGCUAACCAAGCCGCAACCUAUGGCAUGGGUUCCCUCUACGGCGGAUCUUCUUACGGCGUUACACAAGCCCCAGUGUACGGCGGAUCUUCUUACGGCGUUACACAAGCCCCAGUGUACGGCGGAUCUUCUUACGGCGUUACACAAGCCCCAGUGUACGGCGGAUCUUCUUACGGCACUACACAAGCUCCUGUUUACAGUGGAUCUUAUGGCGUCACCCCAGCUCCAUCUUAUGGCGGUUAUGGUGUCACUCAGGCUCCAGCUUACGGUGGAUCUGCUUACGGAGUCACUUCAGCCUACAGUGGAUCUGCUUAUGGAGCUACACAAUCUUACGGCAACAUGGCUUCUUCUUACGGUGCAUCAUCUUACGGUGUUACACCAGCUCCUAUUUACAACAACAUGGGCAACUACGGAUCGUCGUACUCUGCAUCAGCAUAUGGCGCUACUUCCGCUCCUUAUGGCUACAACAUGGGCUCAUCGUACGGUGGUUACAGCGCUGCUUCGUCUCCCUUCUCUUAUGGUGGCAACUUGAACAUGCCUAGCGGUUCCUAUUUAACUGGAUCGACUUACGGCGCUGGAGGCUAUGGAAGCAAUGCUGGAUACGGUGGAGCUAGUAGCAGUUACGGUGUUGCGUCAUCCCCUUACUCGUCAUACGCUGGCAACAUGGGCUCAUUCUAUGGCGGGGGUUACGGCAGCCCGUCUUCCUACCCUGAAGCUUAUUACUCAACUGGAUACGGCGGAUAUGGAAGUGGAGCUUACGGCGCAGGUUCCAGUUACAGCCCAUUCUUGAACAGUGGCGCUGGAUACAACAUGAACCCUUACGGCAACAUCGCUGCUUAUUGAUCUUGUUAUUGUUCGUUUGUUAGAAAGUCAAAUAGAAGUAUUUAAUUGAAA